This is a messenger RNA of Rhipicephalus microplus (southern cattle tick), 10182 nucleotides long. RefSeq names its product Organic anion transporting polypeptide 30B (gene Oatp30B). Gene Ontology annotation, molecular function: protein binding. Gene Ontology annotation, cellular component: basolateral plasma membrane. The record is from RefSeq and is a predicted model, not a curated record. Gene Ontology annotation, biological process: transmembrane transport; sodium-independent organic anion transport. NCBI's taxonomy places the organism in Eukaryota, Metazoa, Arthropoda, Arachnida, Ixodida, Ixodidae.
GUUCGUUCGUGAGCUCUCACCGUAAACAGAGAGCCUUUCCGUGCGUAAAAGCUUUUGUAAUGCGGGGUGAAUGUGUGUGUAUGUGCAUAGCCUCCUCUAUGAGGCUCUGGUAUGUGUGACUCGAAUUUGACAGUGAUCUCAGGCGCUCUGUACCGGAACUCAGCUGCUGUGCUUUUCCCGUGCUAUUGACGCAACUAACUGACUACUGAGGUCGCGGACCGAAAAGCAUCGAGGAUUAUUGCCUGUCAGCGAAGCUCGCGAGACUGAAGGCACCCUAAACACAGCAGUGCUUGCGUCCGGAAAACUAGCGAGGCAGCGCUCCCGCUGUGGCGACUACUGCAACUACUACUACUGCCGUCGGGGAUCGCCGCGCUCACCGACCUGACUGUGUGUAUGAAGCGUACGGCUGUGCGAGGUCGGUCGAUGAGUCUCUUCUGUUUGCGGAAGAAGUGAUCGACACUGAGGACAAGCGCGAGGAUAUCGGCUCGACUUGAGACUGACACACCGACGCACUUCCGCCUCACACCUGCAGUGGUUCACAACCUGGAACGGCGCUGCCAUAAGACGGGAACAAUAAGAAACCUCGGAGACACCGGAAGUGUGUUGCCGUGACUGCUUGCAGCAUCCGAAGGCCACGGCAGCAGCGGCGGCGGUUGCGGCUGUAGCAGCUGCAGCCAUGCGGGGUCGCGUCUGCGGUUGCCCCGAGACGACGAGAAGGCCGGGAGUGGUGGUGGUGCCGGCGCUGCGCUGCUAAAGCCCCUAAGCGGCCACGAGCCACAAAACCCCUUCCCUCUACCUCCGCACAAACCAACUGCCCCGCGAUGACGUCCAGCUGCCUGGACCUGAGCGCCAAGAUGGCGCCGUGCUUCAUGAGUCGCGACGACUCUCACUUCACGCCGCACGGCUCGCUCCAGCAGCAGCACCAGCAGCAGCCCCACUGGGCGCGGGGCCACCGGCGCACCAAGAGCGCCGGCAACUAUGGGCCCCGCGACCUGAGCAUCUACACCACCAUGGGCCUGUACGCGCACCACGGCACCACGCUGCCGCCCCUGGCCCAGUCCGAGUCCACGCUGGCGCUGGCGCCGCUCUACGAGUGGCAGCAGAGGCACCACCAGCUUUCUGGGGCCGGUGGCAGCUCUUCGGGUCACCACCACCUGCACCACGUGCACCACCACCACCCGCUGUCCGAGGUGACGUACAGCAGCGCCGCCGAGUUCGCCAGGGCGGGGGGAGAGCACCGCGGAGAACGCCUGCUCAGGCCCGACCUCGGUGAGGUGGACCCAAACUUACGAGAGUGUGGCAUCCUUGGCUGUCGGCCGCGCUGGUUACAGUACUUUGCCAACAUACGAGUUUUUGUGUUUCUCUCGUGCCUGCUGGUCACCCUACAGCAAGCACUGUCCACUGGAUAUGUAAAUAGUGUAAUUACAACAAUUGAGAAGAGAUUUGAUAUCCCUAGUCGAGUGUCAGGAGCCAUUUCAAGUUCAUUUGAGAUUGGAAAUCUGCUGACCAUUAUUUUUGUGAGCUAUCUUGGGAGCCAUAGGCACAUUCCUGUUUGGAUUGGCAAAGGAACCAUUGUAAUGGCAAUAGGGUCUUUUGUCUUCUCUCUUCCGUACUUCAUGGACCAAUCUAACUCUCCAAGUAUUUAUAGGCUCAAUGUCACUCGCAUUGAGGAUGAAAACACAUGCCAAAUGCCCACAGCUGCCAUGGUGCCCGAACACACAAGCAGCCAUUUCAUCAACCCACCCCUGUCACCAGACGCUGAACAGAGCUGCAUCGAUGGCAGGUCUUCGAAUGCCUUGUAUAUUUUCAUAUUUAUGUGUGCCCAAAUCCUCAUCGGGUGCGGUGGGACACCCAUUUUUACCUUGGGAACAACCUACAUCGACGACCAUGUUCGGAAGGAAAGCUCUUCCAUGUAUAUCGGCUGCAUGUACAGCACAGUGGCCUUUGGCCUGGUGGUGGGCUAUUUGCUGGGUGGAUUCCUACUGUCCCAGCACGAGAAUUCCUUCCUUGGCGGCACCGUACCACGAGGGAUCUUUCCUGGUGCACCCCGGUGGAUCGGCGCCUGGUGGGCUGGAUUUGUCCUGUGCGGCAUCUUUCUCAUGCUGGUUGCAGUGCCUUUCUUCGCAUUCCCCAAAGCCCUGCAGAGAGAGAAAGCACGCCUGAAGCGUGACGAAGAGUACAUGACUGGAGGAACUAAGAUGGUCACUGGUGUGAACCAGAAAGUGGAGGUCUGGAAACCCACCGGAGCCACAGACCCGCACAGCGCGUCAUCUUCCGAGAUUCCGCAAAAGCAGAAAUACGGCCGCGACAUUAAAGACAUCCCAGCGUCCAUGUGGCGCCUUCUCUGCAACCCGAUCUACAUGGUGACUUGUCUUGGCUCCUGCAUGGAAUUGGCCAUCGUCAGUGGCUUCGUAGUCUUCCUGCCCAAAUACCUGGAGACGCAGUUCAACAUCGGCAAGUCACAAGCCAACGUGUUCACAGGUGGCAUUGCUAUUCCUGGUGCCUGUGUUGGAAUAUUCCUGGGAGGCUACGUCCUGAAAAAGUUCCAGAUGAGACCAAAAGGGGCCAUUCAAUUUGUGCUCUGCUUCAACCUGCUGUGCAUGGGUCUCUACACGUUGUUGUACUUCUUAGGCUGUGAUAACAUUCGAAUGGCUGGGGCCACACUUCCUUACUUUAACAAUAGCAGCGAGCUGGAGACGUUCCAGGUGAAUUUAACGGCCGACUGCAACAUGGGCUGCCGCUGCUCGCCCAACGACAUCGAGCCCGUGUGUGGCCGUAACGGCAUCACAUACUUCUCGCCGUGCCACGCAGGCUGUCGGCCUGGCGCGGGCCACGGAUCGCACCUGAACUACACGUCGUGUGCCUGCAUCGUGCCUAAUGUGACCAUGAACCCCGAAGUGACGGCGGUGCCACUAGCAACCAGCGGGCCGUGCCCGCAGCCGUGUUUGGCAUUCAUCCCGUUUAUGGUGCUACUGUUUGCCAUGACCUUAGUGGUCUCCAUCACUCAGAUGCCGCUGCUAAUGAUCAUAUUGCGGUCUGUCGGAGAAGAAGAGCGGUCCUUUGCAUUGGGAAUGCAAUUUGUAAUAUUUAGGCUAUUUGGUUACAUCCCAGCACCAAUAAUGUUUGGCAAUGUGAUAGACUCAUCGUGCAUCCUUCGAAAGGCCCACUGCGGCAAGCCGGGAGGCUUCUGCUUAGUCUACGACAUUGAGCAGUUUCGACUAAGGUACAUUGCUGUCUGCUCUGGCCUCAAGGUUGCAGCAGGGCUACUGUUCUUCCUCGACUGGCUCCUGAUAACGUGGCGGCACAAGCGUGAACUCAAGGAGGCUCCACCCAUGACGGUCGGAGAAAUCGUCUCCUCGAUCAUCUCACUAGACCGUCUCUCCGCACUCGGCUGGGGUGAAGAUGAGCAAAAAGAAGAUGUCCUCCCGCUAGGGAUUUGUGCGGAGGACAUUGCCGAUGGCGGCAACGACAAUGCGGCCCACCCGAGCGAAGAGCACAGCGACAAGGAGCGGCACUGUCAGCCGCUGCUCAGGAACACAGCGGCUCAGCCGGGAACAUCGGAACUGGUCUGCUAGUGACUCCAGUACAGUGUGAAACUUUGUGUGAGUCACGUGUGACGAGUGCGGAGUCAGCCCGAUCUUGAUAUGCGCGUGCACGACAGGUCGACAAAUCAGGCUCUAGCCUUGCCGUUGCGACGGUUCCUUCGACUGAAAUCACAACGAAAGCUGAGCUGGAUUUGCCGGCAUGCAAAUCCGAAUUGCCUUUCAGCGAGGGAACAAAAUAGCCAUUGUUCAGUUCAGCUGUUAGAAUUGUUCCGGAAUUCUUCGUCAGUAAUGAGAAGACCGUAAAGUGAAGUUGUUGGCUCAGCAUUCAACCCAUCUGUCGUGUGCCAGCAAUUAGCCCCAAGUUCCGGACAAAAACGACAAUUUCCCGGUUCUGUUCGCCACAGAUUAUGGACUCACUAUGUGGUGUAGAUGCUGCAAAAGGUCAUACCGGAGCUGCCAGACUGUGAAGGAGACUGCUAAUAGUGAAAAGAAAAACAUAUAAUAAUGUUGCAGAUUUGGUUUCAGGGCUUCUUCAAAAUGCCAGCAACCACUGCGUCUCAAGUGCUCUGUGGCUGCUUCCAGAACUGCUGUUCGCAACGUGUGCUGGUAAUAUGCAGACUUUAGAGUGCCUACAGUGUUUACCUUGGAGAUUCGAUGGUGUUUACGACACGAUGAGUUUCGGAUAAGUAUCACCCGUCAAAAGCCGCAGCAAACCAAGUGCUCGUUCGAAGUGGCGAAUCAUGCCUGCAAUCACCUCUUCGGCAAUUUUUUUUUUUCUUUCCUGCCUCGAAAUGAUUGUUUUUCAACGUUAGCCUAUCGAGAUUGUUAUUCUUGUGCAUGAUGCCAGUAGUGCUUGUUUGGCGCACAACUCAUCCACAAUGUCACAGUGUACAAAUAUGAUCAUAUGGGGAAAGUAUACCUGCAUGUUGGGAGUCACACAAUUUUGUUGCUAACAGCAGGCUAAUUCUUUUUCGUCCUAUUCUUCUCCAAAUGGUCUUGCAUUUACAUAAUGUCUUUAUCUCUCUCAACACUGCAUUUUAUGGUAAAGUUCUUGUCUCUCAUGCAUGAACUGUGUUGUUGCUUUUUUUUUCAUCUAUUAAAGGUAGUUUGAAUUACUGACACGAUUUGAGCCGGUAGGUUGUUAUUUUCACAUCUUUCGAUGGACAACAAACUCUUCGUAAUAAAUUUAGCAUCCAAACUCGUCCCAUUGUGACAUCACACGCUUCACAGCAGUUUUGUUUCAUGCUACUUGAACCUGUAAACAGAUAUAUUUUCCAAAUUUGUGAAGUUGUUUUUUCAGUUUUUUUAAACCUUUUUCCCAAUAAACCAGGCCUAACCAGACAUAAGCCUAAACAAAGCAGUCUAGGCCUAACCUGAUGCCACUACCACAAUGCAUGAGGGGUUAUACUUUGCCAGUUCGAAAUUUCAAAUAGUUUAAUAUGCCACCUUCAAAUUAGUAAACAAAAAUUUAGUGCAGCAAGCAAAUUAGAAGUGUGAAACGUGUGGUUGUCAGGUCUGGCAUUAACGUUACAUUUAUUGUCCCUUUAAGGUCUCAAUUUCAUUUUCUCAUUGUCACUGGUGCAUUUGUUAUGGCCGAUUUUUUUGGAGACGAUGAUAUUAGCACCCAGAAAGUCACAAAAAUGUGGUUUGAUUUCGAAAUGAAGCUUCAAUUUAUGACUGCCUCAUGCUAUUCAUGAAAAGGGUGCAAGAAGUUCUAGUACUGCCCGUUGACAUGCUACUGUCAGCAACACUACUGUGUUUUAAAUAAUUUGAUUGCAAACACAUGACACAUUCAUGCACACACACACCCAGGCAUCAAACACAACAGUGCUGUGCAUGUUUGAUGCCUGGGUGUGCGCAUGCGUGAAUGUGUCGGGUGUUUCCGCUCAAAUUAAUUUUUCAAAAUGUUCUACCAACUAGCCCAGCAACAAAUUUUUUCACAACACUAGUGUGGUUGGGGCCUGUGUUUUGUAACAUAUGUUUCCUUAUUUUUUUGUAUUUUUUUUUCGCAUUUGGCUGGUUGCAGUUAAAAUAAAAACGGUACUGCAAUUGUGCAACAUUCAAAUAAACAAGUAGUACUGGAAAGAUUGAAAAGGAACAUGCAUCUUUACAAAAUGCAAAUCUCAAAUGAAAGUUCUUCAUUGCAAAGACAUGACAACUGCACCAGCUAGUCUGAUUUCGUUGCCUUAUAGACUUUCGCAAAUUUCGUUACAUUGGGACUUUUUUGUUGACUUAUACAUGUCAAAUUGCACCCUCUAAUUUCUUUUUCCCCCAUUUCUGGCCUGCCACGUUAGCUUUAUGAGGUGAUGUGGUUAAUUAAUGGCCCUGAAUGAAUUAAAAUUUUAUCAUUCUUCGGUGCUUUAUGUUAUGUUAUUCAAUUACAGCAGAGGAGCAUCACAGGUUUUUCAGUGGCUUCCAUUUUACGAAUUAAUCUCUUCCCUGGUUGAGCAUUUUACGACUUUUACAGCUAAUCUUCCUAAAGGUAUUGCCUUGUUCUAAAUGGUUCAGUGGACCAGAUACACUGCCUAUGGUGUGCAUGUGUGUGGCAUAUCGCCAUUCGCCCUUAUCUUUUUUCGCAUCUUGAUAAAGUAUGGAACUGUUUAGUCGAAUCUCGUCAUAACAUUGUCACAUUUAUCAUAAAGGCACCUUCAUUGUACCGUGCAUUUCUAAAUUACGUGCUGCUGAUCAGUAAAGCAUUUGAGAUUAACCUCAUUACAAUAUUUGAUCGUAUAUAUCUGUGAUUGUUAUACCGUGGUCGACUUGUCAUUCUUUUGUGAGUUGGUCGUAUCUCAACGAAAGACCUAUGGAAAUCGGUAUUUUUUUUUUUUUUUCGUCUUGCGGCGGUAAUUUUUAUUUUAUGUUGCAUAGUAUGCCGUGUUCUUUCGUGUGACCCUUUUCCUGUCUUCAUUCUGAACAACAGCAUAUUCUUAGCGAUGCCAUUUACUUCACUCCCUAGUUAAUUGUUUUUUACCUCCUUUGUGUGCAAUCUCUUCACUCUGUACUUAAACUACAGUCUCUGGACUCUGCAUUUGCCUGUUGUUUAGUUGAUCAUGGUUCAAAAUGUUGUAUUGAAAACUGCAUGCAAUAAUCAAAAGUCAGCCAGUUUUGUGUUUCGCAGUCAUAGGACAUCAGUCUAUAACAUCUGUAUCACAGUGCUUUAACAUCAUAGAUGUAAAUUUCAACUUAUUGUGCUGAAAAUAGCAUAUAUCCAUACUAUUACUGAAAUUACACACUUCUGAAUUUAGCGAAAGCCACUACAAGAAACACAUUCAACUAAAGAUCAACAGCGAAGAAAAAUGUACUAUAUGUAUGAAAAGGGGAAAACUACUUGUGGAAAUUUAAGAUGAACUCAGCCAAUUAGUCAGAUAUUUACAGGUAAGGCAAUUUUUUUUUUCCCUUUUGUCAUGUUUGUGUCAUCAAAAAUGCAAACUUUGUUUGCACUGAAAAGAUUGAAUUCUCUCUCAGUGUUAGCAGGAAGUGCAGCAAUAGUAAUUUUGCUCUUUUAUUAUUAUUUUUUGUCUAUCUAUAUCACUUUUAGCGAUGACAGAAAGUAAUUAAUAUUGAAAUCAUGGAGCUUCAUUGGCUGCAUGUACUUCACCGGAUUGUGCUCCCAACACCACAGGGCUUUAUCGUUUGAAAGGCGAUGGAUUAAAGUGGUCAGAAAGUCUUGUGUGAUGCAAUAAUAUGACCUGAUAUUAGCAAGAUUUAGCAGUGUGUACAGUGUGUCCGUAAUAGCACUGCAUAGGCAAAGAACUCCAUGCUUCACAUUGUAUAUGUGCAGUAGUUCUGCACAAGUGGAUAAAAAUAAAAAGUGGUGUGCCUGCAAAUUCAACGCCGUUAUGGGUGCAACAUACAAAGUGCUAAAGCCUGUCAUUUGUAGCCAUCAAAGACAUAAUUUAUUUUAAUGCAAAUCGAACAUGAGAGAUUGUGUCACUCGCAAAGUUGUUGUUUUUUUUGCUGUUUUUUAAUGAAAAGACUUGACCUUUUGAUCACAUUACAGCCUGAAACUAACCUAAUAUAACAUGACAGAAUCUCGGCAGUCAGUGAACAACAAUCCCAAAGUCGUGUUCAAGUGCAAAUGUGAUACAGCGUGAAGUAUAUUGUCACAGGUGGCUCUCGCCUUUCGUCGUGUAUAUAGAUGUAUGUAAUAGAAUAGAUAUUUUAACCGAGCAAGAUUUAGGACUUUGCGCUAGUGUGUGACCACUUUGUGCACUAAGCCCAUCUUAUGAAGGGCAAAAAGGAGCCACGUGUUCUUUCAAAUUAUGGCAAUAUCUUUGUGCUGAGCACAUAAGUGUAGUUGGUAUGCCUGGUGAGUACACACAAAAGCAUUGUUCUUCUCUUAAGCCUAGAAAGACACUUCUCCCAUCAUUAAAGAAUUCAACACUACACGUGCGAUGUUCGGUUCAAAUUGAGCUCCAUCACUACACAGAAGGAAAGGACUUCAACAACAUAUGUUGGUCUCGCGUCGGAAAACGCUAGCUCAUCUGAUUUCUGUGCUGACCGAUUGUUGGUACAGCAUUGUCUGGUAUUUUUAAUUGGAUAGAAAAAAAAGAAGCAUGAAAAAAGACAACUAUCAGCAUACACAUACAUGUUAGAAAUAAUUUACUUUAAUGUUAAAAUUAUGCAAAUGAGUGGUAGAGAAGGAGGAUGCAGACGGCAUACCAGUAGUACUAUUUUAGGAGCAGAUUUUUUGUGCACAGGCCAUGAAUGAAGAGAAGCUCGAGCCAAAGACACCAUUUUGUAGUUACUCAUUGGUUUGUGGGAGCAGGAUAAUGGCAAGAGGUGGUUACUACACGUACUUUAGAAAUUCUGCACUGCACUUCUGUCAUAUCACAAAAAGUUACUGGCUCUUCCUUGUCUUGUGCUCCUCUGUACUUGCCUGGGAUCUGUACAGAAGAACCUUGGAUUCAGUGAAGUUCUUUGUACCGACGGUUAUCUCUAGGAGAAACAGUCUCAAAUCAAGUAACUGCAGACCCCCAGUCUGGCAUAACACAUUUUCUUGGUCAUAAUUAUUCAAUGAGUUGAAUCAAGUUUGCAGAAGUACAGUGUUCACAGAAACUGCGGUAUUAGUACCAGAACACUUGGUCGCAUUCGGGGAGUUGCUGCAGAAAUGUUCUUGAAGCAAGCAUAUCUUUUCCAAAAAUACCGUAAACAAAGUUGACAGCUACGAGAAAAGCAAAUGUACUCUGUUGUAAUCACAUUACUUCAGCCUAAAGAAGCAAAGCAGUUUCCUCUUGCCUUAUGAUCUAGUAGUUCUUUAUACUAGAGCAUGCAGCUAAUGAACAGUCUUCUUACAAUGACUAAAAUUACGUAAGUAGUAUUCUUCUGGUGUUGCCAGCUGUGUACGUGGCUAGGUUCUCUCUGUAUCGUACAACGUCCUGGGCAAGUGAUGUUUACGAUAUUUAGCACCCAACGGUACGUUUUGUACUCAACUCUCCGGGCAGUUUCAGUUGUGGCUGUCUGUCUCCUUGUUCCGGGACCUCCUCAAGCAAAAGAGCUCUGCAGCAAAAAAUAGAAAACUGAAGCCGGCAUCUACAAAGAGCUUUUAUCGCUAUGCACCAUCCAAUAUUUCAACAGUUAUAACAGACUGCAACAGACAUGUUUUGUGCUAUACUAUUUCGAUAAUAGAAAUGUAAAUGUUCUUAAAAUAAAGCACAAUAAACCAGCUGUUUAUAAACAAUAACUCGUGAUGUACUGAUUCGCCCGGUUAACGUGCUGACAUAGGAAUCUUCAAAUUCUACAGUGAAUCUGCCGUCUGCAUUGUGUGCUCUUCGUUUUGCACAGCAAAGUUUUUUCAAAUUUAGGGGUUUGAAUGUUAAUGUUUCCUAGGAUACCUCGUAUAUCGUGCAGACUUCCAAGUUUGGUCAUCAUGUGUAUUGCGAUAAAAGGGUAUCACGCAGGCAAUGCAGUGAAGCUGACCUUUUGUCAUUUAGGUCAAGUUAUAGAGGCAAAAAAUACUUGUCUGUGAGGCAGAUUUGUAUGUUUGCUUGCGACCCCAUUUCACAUAUAUUGUUCGCCUUCUUAUAUUGUGAAGCAGACGAGUUCCACUGUUCUUCACAUGGAGCAACUUUGUUCUGAUGAUGAAACUUUUGUGGUUUUAACUUUCAUUUCUGCUGCGUCCUACAUAUAAAUGUGUGUCUAUCUAGGAGAUUGGUGUUCUUGCACUAGUAUUUAAAGUUCUUCAGAAUGUUAGCAGUAUGCUAAUCAGCUCUUAUCAGGAAAUGGAUCAGCAAAGGAAAUAGAUGGCUUGUUUUUUGGGGGAAUAAUUGUUACAACACAUCUGUGUCACAAUUACAAAUGAAUCUGCAGAGCAUAACUGUGCAAUUUCUGCUUAUAUAAGAAAUGUUAUCCUUUAGCGCUUUGCUAAUUCCUUUUGCUUAACUGGUACUGAGACCUAUAGAAGUGUAGGCACUUUACUCUGAAACAGUGCAUUGGGAUGUGACCCUGUGCAUAUGCUGUUUUACUUUAAAUAGGAUUGAUAUUUUGUUGCUAUUGUGCAGUCCCACAAAACAGUGUUGCCUAUACACAUAGCUUUGCUGCUAAAUUACCCUGUGGCUUCGUGAGUAGUUGCAGUUUUCAUACUUUUGUUUUUGUACAAGAAGCAUCAUGGCACAUUAAAAGCUGUAUUGUUUGAACA